Messenger RNA from Mus musculus (house mouse), 1026 nucleotides. It is a transcript of the gene Cavin3, whose product is annotated as caveolae associated 3. The coding region runs from base 39 to 821 and encodes 260 amino acids. NCBI's taxonomy places the organism in Eukaryota, Metazoa, Chordata, Mammalia, Rodentia, Muridae. Gene Ontology annotation, molecular function: protein kinase C binding. Gene Ontology annotation, cellular component: cytosol; protein-containing complex; caveola. The record is from RefSeq and is marked provisional. The transcript has 2 exons.
AUCGGUCUCAGGGAGAGCAGGCCCGGUGGUCAGAGAUCAUGGGGGAGAGCGCACUGGAGCCCGGACCUGUGCCUGAGACGCCCGCAGGGGGUCCGGUGCACGCAGUCACCGUGGUGACCUUGCUGGAGAAAUUGGCCACCAUGCUGGAGGCUCUGCGGGAGCGGCAAGGCGGCCUGGCUGAGAGGCAGGGCGGCCUGGCGGGCUCCGUGCGUCGCAUACAGAGUGGCCUGGGUGCGCUGAGUCGCAGCCACGACACCACCAGCAACACACUGACGCAGCUGCUGGCCAAGGCGGAGCGCGUGGGCUCGCACGCCGACGCAGCCCAGGAGCGGGCCGUGCGUCGCGCUGCUCAGGUGCAGCGGUUGGAGGCCAACCACGGGCUGCUGGUGGCGCGCGGGAAGCUGCACGUCCUGCUCUUCAAGGAGGAGACUGAAAUUCCAGCCCGCGCCUUCCAGAAAGUCCCAGAGCUCUUGGGUCCGGAGGACCAGUUGGUGCUGGGCCCAGAUCAGCCAGAGGAUGAAGUUGGAGAGAGUUCUGAAGAGGAGCCAGUGGAGUCCAGGGCUCAGCGGCUGCGCCGCACUGGUUUACAGAAAGUUCAAAGCCUGAAAAGGGCUCUUUCCAGUCGUAAAGCAGCACAGCCCACACCAGUCAAGCCGCCACGCGUAGGGCCUGUCCGGAGCUCUGAAGGCCCAUCAGAAGGCCAGCCUGCAGCUCAGCCUGAAAUGGAGUCCGAGCUCGAGACUGCCCUGGAGCCAGAACCUCCUCAACCUACCAAGGAAGAUCCUGAGAAACCCGUGCUUCAAAUAGAGAGCGCAGCCUGAUCCCUGGGGCUGCCUGUCCCAUUCGGUGCUUAAGCCUUGUCCCAAAAUAAGUACUUAUAGAGUGCAGCACUUACAUCCAAAUAAGGAGAGAAUCCUGCAUCCACUGCCCAGCUCCAAAGCUUCCUUCCUGGCUUUCCAGUCUGAACCCUGUGUCCUCUGACAGAGGAGCUUUCAGCCUAAUUUAGGUUCACCACCAAUAAAAGCA